GACCUAGAAAAACAUGAAAAACCUCAAAACAGCUUGAACAUGGCUUGAGCUGUACGCGUUAAAUCCAGCCCGUGUACAGCGGGAUUUGCAUUACAAAAUUUCACCUUCACUCCAUCAAAAUUGAUAAACAAUAUGGAUGAAUCAGACAUAAGAAAAAACACAAUUCAAGUCGGUGCUGUUUAUAUACUUGUUCUUCACUUUCUCUCUAAAUAGACAUCCCCAUUCUUCUCUCUAUUAUAUACACACAAAUGCAUACACAGGCAAAUCUACACUAGGUGGGUACUGGGCAGUAGCCAUAUUUGAUAGAUAAAUUAAGGGUUGAACUCAAAAACCCAUAUACACAAUAUACAGAGGCUUUUUUAAUUGAUGGGUUCGGAAAGUACGUUUACUCCUCAAAAGAGAGCAUCCGGCGGGCUGCCGACAACCGUUUCCGCCAACGGAGUUCGUGGACGCGCCGCCUCUGUAAUCCCCCGUGGCCGGCAGAUCCAGAAGACUUUUAACAACAUCAAGAUAACAAUCCUCUGUGGAUUUGUAACAAUCCUCGUACUGCGUGGUACAAUAGGGCUUGGAAGCCUCGUUUCCUCCGAGGCGGACGUUGAGAACCAGCACUUAAUUGAAGAGACGAACCGGAUCCUGGCCGAGAUCCGGUCUGAUAAGGACCCAACAGACCCGGAUGACCCAACUGAAGAAUUCUUGAACCCUAAUGUUACUUAUACUCUUGGGCCUAGAAUUAAUACAUGGGAUGAAGACCGGAAGGUAUGGCUUCAGAAAAACCCUCAAUUCCCCAAUUAUGUUAAUGGCAAACCCCGGAUCUUACUUGUUACUGGCUCUCCCCCAAACCCUUGUGAUAAUGCUAUAGGAGAUCAUUACUUAUUGAAGGCUAUUAAGAAUAAGAUUGAUUACUGUAGAAUUCACGGGAUAGAAACUGUGUAUAAUAUGGCCCAUUUGGAUAUGGAAAUGGCGGGGUAUUGGGCGAAGUUGCCGUUGAUAAGGAGGCUAAUGUUAUCUCAUCCUGAAGUUGAGUGGAUUUGGUGGAUGGAUAGUGAUGCUCUGUUUACUGAUAUGGUUUUUGAGAUACCUGUUUCGAAGUACAAUGAUUACAAUAUGGUUAUCCACGGGUACCCCGAUUUGUUGUUUGAUCAGAAGUCAUGGAUCGCAUUGAACACAGGUAGUUUCUUGUUCAGGAAUUGUCAGUGGUCUUUGGAUUUGUUGGAUACUUGGGCGCCAAUGGGACCAAAAGGUCCAAUUCGAGAGGAAGCCGGAAAGAUAUUGACUGCAAAUUUGAAGGGUCGGCCAGCAUUUGAGGCUGACGAUCAGUCUGCAUUGAUAUACUUGCUGAUUUCUCAGAAGGAUCAGUGGAUGGACAAGGUUUUUGUUGAGAAUUCGUAUUAUUUGCAUGGAUAUUGGGCAGGUUUGGUGGAUCGGUACGAGGAGAUGAUUGAGAAGUAUCAUCCAGGUUUGGGCGAUGAGAGGUGGCCAUUUGUGACACAUUUUGUAGGUUGUAAGCCUUGUGGAAGCUAUGGAGAUUAUCCGGUCGAGAGGUGCUUGAAGAGUAUGGAAAGGGCUUUCAACUUUGCGGAUAAUCAAGUGCUGAACUUGUAUGGGUUUAGGCAUAGAGGCUUGGUGAGCCCCAAUAUUAAGAGGAUCCGGAAUGAGACUGUUACUCCUUUGGUGAAUGUAGAUCAGUUUGAUAUUCGGCAUUCAGUGCAUCCGAGCAGUGGAUCUAGGAGCUAGCUACUAUACUGUCUUCAGUGAGCAACACUGUUACCCAGUUAAUUUCAGAUGAGCGAUCAAGAAUCAUCAGCUCAAGAUUGUACGAUGAUCAUGUUCUGAAGCGUCACAGGUUGUUAUAAUAUUUAUGUAAAGCCGUAGAGACAUGGACAGGAACUCUCUUACUUUUUCACAAGGUUAUUCAAAGUGGAACAUUUUCUUUUCUUAAUUUUUGGUUCUUUAUCAGUUCAGUCAGCUUAAAUUAAGACAGGUCGAUAAUUCUUAUCUUUUUCUGGAGGACUGGCUUGGAAAAACAUUUCAGAGAUUGAGUGGGUUGGAGGAUUGUAAUGAAAUAACAUACAAAAGCUACAGAUGUAAGCAAAAUUGUGUUAUGUUAAAUGCUUGAUUUAAGUUAUGAAUUCAAAACACUA
This is a messenger RNA of Olea europaea var. sylvestris, 2141 nucleotides long. Its product is annotated as probable xyloglucan 6-xylosyltransferase 5. Gene Ontology annotation, cellular component: membrane; endosome; trans-Golgi network. Gene Ontology annotation, molecular function: hexosyltransferase activity. Bases 367 to 1734 code for a protein of 455 amino acids. Gene Ontology annotation, biological process: xyloglucan biosynthetic process. The record is from RefSeq and is a predicted model, not a curated record. Lineage: Eukaryota; Viridiplantae; Streptophyta; Magnoliopsida; Lamiales; Oleaceae. The transcript is spliced from 2 exons.